ACGGCCAGCUCUCUCUGGGGACAGACAGCCACGGGACUGAGGCGUGGGAUGAGGACUACCAAGUGCCAGCUGCUGGUGACCAGCCUCUGUGUCAUGCUGCUGGGGUUGUCCAUAGCCACGCUGAGCACAGUCACCCACUAUGGCCUCCAUUUCACCCUCAUCAGCAACAUCUCCCUGGAGAGCAAUGCCUACAGGGCCAUCCACAAUGCAGCUUUCUACUUCGGAAUCUGCCUCAGCAUGGCCCUGAUCCUCGCGGCCCUCCUGAGCUCUGCCGCCAUGGUGCGGGAAUCGCAGUGCCUCACCGCCAUGGGUUUUUUCUGUUUUGCUCUGGCCUUUUGUGGAUUGAUCCCAGCUGCCUGCUGGAGGUACACACACAGCACGGAGGUGGAAAACAGCAUGAUGGAUGUGUAUGAUCUUGUGUACGAGGAGGUGAGGAGGAACAUCUCCAGCCUCAGGAGGCACGAGCUGACUGCCAUCCAUGAAGCAUUCCUGUGCUGUGGGAAGCACUCUCCAUUUGGGGACACAACUGACAUCGAGCAGGAGACAUGUCCAAGCAGCAGAGUGCAUGACGCAGGACAGGACUGCCUACGAGAGAUCCAGGACUUCCUGAAGAAGCACAUGGACUUCAUCUCCACACUCCUGGGUGUCACCAUCGGCUUUACGGUUUACGGGAUGAUCCUGACUUCAUUCCUCUGGUUCUCCAUCCACUUCAGUAGCAAUCUGGACCGGAAAGGCAAAUACAUCCUGCGAGAAAGGUAGAAACCCUCUGCCUGCGCAUCCCUACCAGGCUGAGCUGGCUCUUGGCGCAGGGAGAUGUCUGAAGUCACCCACAAAAUCCCCCAGGAAGGCAUUGCGUGGGGACAGGCAGUGGGACGUGUGUCCCACCUUUCCCCUUCCUGCACUAUGAGCUGUCCUACAUUUCUGAACAGGCCAGAGUGGACAAUGCUCUGUGGAGGAGCCGUCCCACACCUUCACUGAAAACGGCAGAGGGCUGAGACAUGCACCCAGGCUCGGAGAUAUGGAUCGGCUCACUGGGGAAUGUUGUUAAGUCCACAAGCAGGACACAAACAGCCCCUUAGGACAACAGAGAAAAAAGCUCAGCAAAAAUCACAGUGUUAAGCCAAACUUCUGUUGUGCUGUCAGCUGAACCAUUGCUAUGACCCCCAAAGAUGCAAUGUUUCUAGGAAGAGGGCUUUGGAUCAUGGCCCAGGAUCUCCUGCUAUCGGCAAAUACACGGACACAGAGCGUGUCAUUGAUGUGACUUUCAUGAUUAGCUUUGGGCACCUUUCUGAUCACUAUCAAGUAUGCAGGCAUCCAGUGACCCUUGGCUGUGUUUCUCCUCUCAUCAAAUAUUGCCAAAUUUACAGAGCUUUUUGGUAGAGAUCAAGGAAAAAAAAAAAAUCAGAAAGCAGUGCAUGAGCUUUGAAACGAAUAACCAGCACAGGGACACAUCCUUCUGUUAUUCCUCCUUGCUAAUGCAAUACACCAUUAUUUUUUUUUAUUCUUAGAAUUUGGUCAACCUCCUAGAGUUUGAUGCUACACUGAUUUCACAGGAGCUUAUUCAACUUCCAGCUUCAGCACUGUGUGUCUCUAGCUUCACUGACUCACUGCGCUGCUGUGCAAUACAAAAGGACUUUGAUAUCACACGUACAUGCAGGACUGAAGUUUAAAUCUAUAAGAGAACAGGACUGAUCUCCAGCCAGGUCAAACAAUACAAUGUCCAGCUCCACGUCCUCUUUACAUCACCUUAUCAACAAUAAAUAGACUUUUUUUAAAGCUUCAAUCAUCUGAAGAACUCUGCUCUCAGUCUAGCUCAGAGGAUGGCUCCCUGGUGUGCUUUGCCCUUAUUGCAAGGAGGCAGAGCUGCUUCUGAGCUGAAACCCGUCACUGCAACAGAUUGAGCACCUGCUGGAAAACCUGAUGUAAACUAUAUGGCUAUGUGAAAUGUCUGUUGAACCAACAACAGCUUUCACCCUUCUUCUUCAUUGUGGCUUUUAGCCAUAAAAACCACAAGUAGCAAUUGUUCAUUGAGAAAAGUAUGGAAUCCCCUAUGUUGGUGUUCAGGACAGGUCCUGGUCCUCAGGCAGGGGCUGCAAUAUGUACAAGACCAGCAGUACAGCAUGCAGCAUCUGGUCAGAAUUUUCAAAUGGCUGCAAAUAUCCUGCAUUGGAAAGAAUUGCAUUGAAGGGGCAGGAAAGGGCUGUCGCUCCCCAUCCCGCUCCCGCAGAACCCACAGACCUUCACCACUGAUAUCACCAGAAACAGCAUCAAGUUCAGACUGCUCCAGAGUAUUACUCAAGCUACCUCCUGGCAGUUACCAACACACCUUGGUCUAAGUAGGUGUUUAGUGGUGAUAUACACUAGCCAACAUACCCACUUUCUAGCAGAGGGGAAAGAUUAACUUGUAUAUAUAUGAGUAUUCUUAAGUUUAUUGCUCUCGAGAAAGAGACAAUCUCCCUUGUGAGCUCCAGCUGCUGCUGGCUAGGCCACUGCUAUUGUUGUUCGUCAGGCCAGCUGGCAGCUCAUAUGACUCAUGGUUGCUUCAAUAAAGAUGAAUUUCUUGCAAAAGGCUAUCAUUCCUUCUCUUCCUGCCCUGCAUGAAGCUGCCUGCAUUGCUCAAGGGGUUGCAUCAUGGAGAGCCCUCAGUAAUUCCUUCAGUGCUGGGAAGAGAUAUUCCCCAAGCAGCUGACACUCUCCCAGCAGUGUGUCUGAGUUCCCAGAAGGGAGAGGAUGGCCUUGGUCCUUGGGAGGAAAAGGAGAUACUCAUGGGCCUCUUCCUCCCCUCAGCCAGCUGCUGGGGCAGCAGGCACGUACCUCGUGAGGAGUAAUGAAAGCAGGGCAGGAAAAAAGCUUAAGGACACAUUUUAGCAAGACCAGAGUAUUUAUAUGAAGUAAAUUUCUAUGGUUACACUUUUUUAACCACUAGGUAGUCAGGUCUUACCCACUGUUCUGUAUUGGCAGGACAACUGAUGAGGUUCUGCCAUAUCAAAAUAACUGGAGAUUGAGCAAAUUCGGAGAAGCAUGCGUUAUCAGUGUGGAUUACCUGCCUCAGCCUCGUCAACUCUAAAGU
Messenger RNA from Colius striatus (speckled mousebird), 3070 nucleotides. It is a transcript of the gene TSPAN32, whose product is annotated as tetraspanin 32. Lineage: Eukaryota; Metazoa; Chordata; Aves; Coliiformes; Coliidae. The record is from RefSeq and is a predicted model, not a curated record. The coding region runs from base 49 to 759 and encodes 236 amino acids. Gene Ontology annotation, cellular component: membrane. The transcript has 8 exons.